Penicillium diatomitis is the source of this 2634-nucleotide messenger RNA. RefSeq names its product magnesium transporter CorA family protein. Gene Ontology annotation, molecular function: magnesium ion transmembrane transporter activity. The record is from RefSeq and is a predicted model, not a curated record. NCBI's taxonomy places the organism in Eukaryota, Fungi, Ascomycota, Eurotiomycetes, Eurotiales, Aspergillaceae. Gene Ontology annotation, cellular component: plasma membrane. Gene Ontology annotation, biological process: intracellular magnesium ion homeostasis; magnesium ion transmembrane transport. The coding region runs from base 1 to 2634 and encodes 877 amino acids. The transcript is spliced from 4 exons.
AUGAAUCAAUCUCCGGCGAAGAUACCGGAGACCCGCCCCGGGGCCCCCGCUUCCGACAAUGCUCCUGCGCAGAAACCGUCCAAGUCGGCCAAGCGAAGAAAAAACCGUAAAGGCAAACGACGUAAUCGACAACAGUCGUUCCUCACGCCGAAGAUCGACGAGACUGACGAGGGGUCGGGGCCUGUGUCGACGAUUGUUGGAGGCAGGGAAAUGGAUGAUAGCGAGCGGCCGACGUCCAGGGACAAUCCAUCGUACUUUACCUUGCGUCGAAAGCACAGCAACACCAGUCUCGAGAGCGACGCAUUGCUGGACCAUAGAGAUCAACCUAUGAUGCGACCACGUCGGGACAGCCGUUUGGCGGGCUCGUUCCGUCCGGGCUCACUCCUCUCGGGGGGUGUCUGGUCGAACGACAGUCAAUCACGGAACACGCCGAGAACCAGUCGAACUCAGCAGUACCAAGAUUCAGACAGCGAAAAUGAGAAUGCCACCGACCGGACACCACUGGUUAGAGGGUCUUCGGGCCACACGCCUGGUCAAUCUCGAUACGGCACCGACCAGCGCUCGAUCCCAUUCGCGCGCCCUCGUCGGGCGUCCGUUCAUACGCUCUCGCCCCGAGGCUCUCCACGGACUCAUCAGACCCCGCCCUACUCCCCUGACCUAGGGCGUGAUUACGAUGUGAACAAUCCACCGUCCAUUCCAGGAACUCCAAAGCUGGGACCCGAUAUGAAUUAUGACGAUGCGGUAGUGACGGGAGCCGAAUUCGAGUUCGCACUGGCGCGGUCUAUGGAGACACGUAGAGAGUCCAUGAAUCGACCCAAUGACGCCCUGAUUGAUGUCGACGGUGGUCCCAGACAGCAAAAGUCAGAGCCCUCGUCGAUUCAUUCCGGCCAGUACUCCCCCCAAGAGCUGCGACGCCGCCGAACGGUGACCUUACCCGUGGAGGAGGACGUGUGCUUCCCGACCGAGGAUGUCUCCGAAUUCGCUGAUGAAGAGCGGCAAACACCCCGAGAUGAACAGGGUGAGCGUCGAAGACGAAGACGCCGUCAAUGGCCAGAUCUCGAUGUUUUGGAGGAGUGGAGCCGCGGUGAAAAAGAAGACCGGAAUGGUGACCUGCGCGUGAAGAAGAUCAGUGAGCCGGUCUUGGUGGAAGGCCGGUUGCGCCCGCAGUACAAGCUAUGGCGACGCGAGGAAGAUGACACUCCUUAUCGAUUCACCUAUUUCAACGAGGAAUUCCAAAGCACAAUUCAUGCGCAGACCAUUUCCGAGUUAGUUCAGCCAGGAGGUAGCUUCCGUGAGCUGUUUAUUCCUGAUCCACCGGAGCUCGAAUAUUCCUCGUCCGAAGAUGAGGAUGAUGUUGAACCUUCAGUGAAUGGUAACCCCACAUCAGUAUUUGCCAGUAUGAACGGCGCGCAUUGGUCCAAUAACCACGAAACGCAGCCUGCAAGCACUAACAAUGCCAACCACGCAAAUACCGGUACUGGUCCUGCGCAAGCAAACCCUGAAACGAAGAAUUCUCAAGAACAAGGGUCCGGUACAGUGAACAGUAAUCGAGGACCUCAAAACCAACGCUUAUCCAUCAUCAGCGAGACCCGUCCAGGUUCCACGAGAGACGCAUCGCCCUCACAGUCGCAUCAAGCAGAGAAACCGAAGCGAUACGGUCCACGGCCAACCUUCUGGCUUGAUGUCCUGUCACCUACGGACGCAGAGAUGCGUGUCAUUGCCAAGGCGUUCGGCAUACAUGCCCUAACUGCCGAAGAUAUUAUGAUGCAAGAAGCGCGAGAAAAGGUCGAGCUUUUCCGCAGCUACUACUUUGUCAACUAUCGCACCUUCGAACAAGACCAAAACAGCGAGAAUUAUCUCGAGCCCGUCAACAUGUACGUGGUGGUAUUCAGGGAAGGAGUGAUCUCUUUCCAUUUCUCACAAACCCCACAUCCCGCCAACGUUCGUCGGCGGAUUCGUCAACUCAUGGACUAUCUCAUUCUAAGCUCAGAUUGGAUCUCUUAUGCCCUGAUCGACGAUAUCACUGAUGUCUUCGGUCCUCUCAUCCAGGCCAUUGAAGAUGAAGUCGAUGAGAUCGAUGAGAUCAUCAUGAAGAUGCACUCGUCUACCAAGGAUGAUGUGACUGAUAACGAACCGCCUUCGUUUGCACCGGGAGAGAUGCUUCGACGAACUGGCGAAUGUCGCAAGAAGGUGAUGGGUCUAUAUCGGCUGCUGAGCAACAAGGCGGAUGUCGUCAAGGGUUUUGCCAAGCGCUGCAAUGAACAGUGGGAGGUUGCACCAAAGUCUGAAAUUGGCCUCUACUUGGGCGACAUCCAGGAUCAUAUCAUGACAAUGACUGGUAAUUUGACGCACUAUGAGACAAUUUUGUCACGUGCGCACUCAAAUUACCUUGCGCAGAUCAAUAUCCUCAUGAAUGAGCGCCAAGAACAGACCGCAGAUGUGCUUGGCAAACUGACAGUACUCGGUACUAUCGUGCUGCCGAUGAACAUCAUUUGCGGUAUGUGGGGUAUGAACGUCAAAGUACCCGGGCAGGAUAUUGAAAAUCUCAACUGGUUUUGGUCAAUCACUGCCGGUUUGCUCUUGUUUGGCCUUGCAUCAUUCUUGAUUGCUAAGCGCGUCUACAAAAUCGUAUAG